Molecule: messenger RNA, 255 nt
Organism: Westerdykella ornata
Lineage: Eukaryota; Fungi; Ascomycota; Dothideomycetes; Pleosporales; Sporormiaceae
Exons: 2
Coding region: 1-255 (84 amino acids)
Source: RefSeq, a predicted model, not a curated record
AUGUCGUCCCGCUCCUCGUCGACAUACGGCUCGUCUUCCACCCAGGACAAGGGCGCAUAUGUCCGCCCUUCAUCGUCACGGUCUUCGGCUUCCACUGCAUCAUACUCAUCCUCUGGCUCGGCUGCCUACUCAUCCUCGUCGUCACGGGGCUACCGCUCCAAGAACUACAAGCCGCCCGUCAUCCACAACGGCGGCGGCCAGACCAACGACCCCAAUACGUCGACUUCGGCGCCCAACGCGGGGUACUACAAUUAG